Messenger RNA from Pseudo-nitzschia multistriata, 965 nucleotides. The record is from the annotation of a GenBank genome assembly. Lineage: Eukaryota; Bacillariophyta; Bacillariophyceae; Bacillariales; Bacillariaceae.
CAGGCAAAACAAUACGUUCCUUGUUCGAACGAACCCAAACAACACGCAGAGACACCUUCACAUACACAUACAUUCCUUCUGAACAAGUGUCACGCUGCAUGCCGUGCCCCGGUCCAGACCCACGGAUUUCUUUCGUUUCACAAAACCACGGCAGACCACCGCACAAGCACGAGUAGAAAGCACAAGCAAAAGCACAAGCACAAGCACAAGCAAAAGCACAACACAACACAACACAAAAUGCACCUCUUGCAAGACACCGCGAGUUUCGAAAGGAUGGACGGGCCGGAAUUCCAGCAGCCACGGGCCGUCUCCGGCGAGGCAGCCGACAUCCUGGGCAUCGUCGUCGGAGGMAGCCACGGCCACGGCAAGAAGCACACGCCGGCGAGGAAGAGCCUCUUCUCGUGCCCCGGYUCCGAAUCCGACACGGAGGGCACCUCGGACGAAACGGACGAGGAGGAGGCGGAGCCCAAGGACCCCUGCUUUCCCAGCGAAUCCUUCGAAACGGAAGGGGCGGUGCUGCUGGUCCCCCUCGAGUUCGACAACUACGUCGACAAGCGGUCCUACUACCGGCCGGCCGGCGGAAGGAGCAGCCAGAGCCGGAUCCGGAGGCGGCGGGAGUUUCUCCUGGACGACCUCUCGGGGAUCACGGGUGCCCUCGGGGACGCGGGCGCCGGCGUUGGCGCAAGCAUGGGCAUGCGCAGGCGCAGGAGCGCACGGGGGUUCUCGGACGACGAGGAGGGCCGCGGGGGCGAGAACGACAGCGAGAGCGACAGCGAGGGGGACGACGAACCCGGUGCCCAACAAUAGAGAAGAGAUCCACCGGGAAGCACACGAUCGAUAGAAAAAGAGCAUGCUUGUUAAAAAAGACAUGCGGCACUAGCUAGAAACUAAUCGGCUCUUGGGAGCAAUUUAGAGAUGCAAUCAUAUGUUAGAAGCAACAACACAAUUAGGAUACUGUCAUAUUG